Messenger RNA from Colletotrichum orchidophilum, 267 nucleotides. RefSeq lists its product as uncharacterized. The coding region runs from base 1 to 267 and encodes 88 amino acids. NCBI's taxonomy places the organism in Eukaryota, Fungi, Ascomycota, Sordariomycetes, Glomerellales, Glomerellaceae. The transcript is spliced from 2 exons. The record is from RefSeq and is a predicted model, not a curated record.
AUGGAUGAAUCCUCGCAGGCCUCGACUCUCUCUCUCUCUCAAAACAUGAGAAUCAAACAAGGAUCACGAUUCAUCCUACCACCAGUCCACCAGUCCACCACCAUCACCACCCACGCAAGGAAUAAACGCCUCCUCACGCCACGAACAGUCAUAUCCCACAGAGACGCCGCCCAGCCAUCCUCUCAAACUCCACAGACCUCGAUCCCCCAAUCACGUACAUUUACUCGAGGUGACUGGUCCCUGGUUCCUUGUAACCCCCGUAGAUGA